Molecule: messenger RNA, 1695 nt
Organism: Fulvia fulva
Lineage: Eukaryota; Fungi; Ascomycota; Dothideomycetes; Mycosphaerellales; Mycosphaerellaceae
Product: 3-phytase A
Exons: 7
Coding region: 1-1695 (564 amino acids)
Molecular function (GO): acid phosphatase activity
Source: RefSeq, a predicted model, not a curated record
AUGCUUGUUUCCGCGAGUACAUUGGCCUUGUUGGCGUUGACGCAUGUGGAGGCUAGUCGUGAACACGGGAAGGAGACGUCGAGGGAUGAGACGCUGUUGACUGAUAUUAAUGUUAUCUCGCAGCAUUGGGGCCAAAUUUCCACCUACCGCGACAAUCCCGCCGAUGUCUUUGGUGUACAAGACGUCGGCCUGCCGGAUGGAUGUCAGGUCGAGCAGGUCCAUACCUUGCAAAGACACUCCCAGCGCUUCCCGACCAGCUACUUCGACGACGGGAUAAACGAUGAGCGCUUCGCUGCAAAAAUCCUGAACUUCACCAAGGCGCAUCCAAACGCUCGCUUCAAAGGCCCACUGUCUUUCCUCAAGAGCUACGAGUACCGCAUGGGCGAAUCGUACCUUACCGGACUUGGAGCGACCACGGAGUUUGCGAGCGGUGUCCAGUUCUGGAACCAGUAUGGGCGUCUUCUGUACAAUGCCUCUGUUGGCCAGGUGCAGUACAAUGGGUCGUAUGCCAAUGGGACUGCGAGGCCGAAGCCGGUGUUGAGGACUACGGGCCAGAGCAGGAUUCAGAACUCGCAGAUUUCUUGGGCGUUGGGGUUCUUUGGCCCUUCGUUCUAUGAGGCUGUUGAUCCUACGCUUAGUGCUUUUGGGAAUGGGUCGUUGUUUGAUGUUGUGGUGAUUCCAGAGGGUGGCACUGAGAAUAAUACUCUGGCAUCGUAUGACUCUUGCUUCCGGGACUUGGUUGCGGAUGUUGGAUAUAUUGGCGACAACCUCCUAUUCUACCAAUACGUUUCCCGUUAUCUUGGACCAGCAACUGCUCGGCUGCAGAAGUAUGUACCGAAAGGUCUCAAGCUCAACGUCAACGACACGUACGCCAUGCAAUCGCUCUGUGCCUACGAGAUUGGAUACAUAGGCACGAGCGACUUCUGUGACCUGUUCACUGCCGAUGAGUGGACUGGGUUUGAGCAGACUCUGGACAUUGAGUACUACUAUGACUAUGCCUGGGGUAAUCCGACUGGACGGGCGCAGGGUCUUGGAUAUCAGCAGGAGCUCAUUGCUCGCCUGACGAAGCAGUACAUCACCAGCAGCAACAGCAGCGUCAACAGCACCAUCACAGACAAUGCUGCGGACUUUCCUCUGGACAUACCAUUCUACGCCGACUUUACGCACGACGACAUCAUCGUCUCGCUGCUCACAUCGAUGUCAGUCGACUAUUACCGUGACCAUCCUGAUGUUUCGACCUACCCACCGAACCCAGACCGUCACUUCAUCCUGUCCCGCAUAACACCGUUCGGCGCUCGUCUGAUCACGGAAGUCAUCGGUUGUGCAGAGCCCAACCCAAUGGUGCAGCGCAACAGCAGAACGCAGUACUACCCAACGCAGUACGGAUAUGAUGCGGCGAAUGCAUCGCACAAGUUCGUUCGUAUGCGACUGAACAAUGGCAUUGUGCCACUAGACACGAUUCGCGGUGGGAAAUGUCAAGGCCGAACCGAUGGUCUCUGCCCGAUGGACAACUUUUUGGCCAGUCAGUAUGAAAACAUGGAGCUGGCGAAUUACGACUUUGCAUGCUUUGCCAACUAUACCCUCAACAACGCCACCAACGGCAAUGACUACGACGGCACAGUAAACAACCGCACCGCUGGUAUUGUCGUCCAUCCGGGUCAAUACACCGCGGAGAACAUCGAAAGUUUUGAGUAG